AUGGCUAGCAGCUCAAUCGCCCUUAGGUUUUCUUGCGUGGUGCUCAUGUGCAUGAUGGUCUAUGCACCAGUUGCCGACGCUGCAGUCUCGUGUGGCCAGGUUCAAAGCAACCUGCUGCCAUGCUUUCCCUACCUUAGGAAUAGCGGUAACGGAGCUGUCCCUCCAGCCUGCUGCGGUGGAAUUGUUGCCGUCAACAAUGCCGCCAAGACCACACCUGACCGCCAGACCGUCUGCGACUGCUUGAAAAAGGCCGCUUCUGCCUUCAGUACUGUCAACCCUAAUGUCAUAGCUGGCCUCCCUGCCAAGUGUAAAGUUAACGUUCCUUACAAGAUCAGCGCCUCCACCAACUGUAAAACGACGAUGAUGGAGAAGCAAUAUUUCAACCGCGGGAUAGUGGAUACGCAUGUUGAUGUAGUAGCUAGCUAGCAUUAGAAUAAGAUGGGUGUUAGGCCCAUUCGUGUGUGGCUCCUCACGUGGGACUGUGGGAGUCUUUUAAUUUAUGUCUUGUUGCUUUUGUAUUUCAUCGUGUCCCGGCCACGUUUAUACUAUG
Alnus glutinosa is the source of this 550-nucleotide messenger RNA. RefSeq names its product non-specific lipid-transfer protein 1-like. Gene Ontology annotation, molecular function: lipid binding. The transcript has 2 exons. Gene Ontology annotation, cellular component: membrane. NCBI's taxonomy places the organism in Eukaryota, Viridiplantae, Streptophyta, Magnoliopsida, Fagales, Betulaceae. Gene Ontology annotation, biological process: lipid transport. The record is from RefSeq and is a predicted model, not a curated record. The coding region runs from base 1 to 426 and encodes 141 amino acids.